AUUUAUUCACUGCACUGAUGAUUCCCCCGAUCCUUCCUUGGACUACGAGCUUGUUCUUCGCAAAUGGUGUGAACUAAUCCCUGGUGCAGAAUUCAGAUGCUUUGUCAAGGAAAACAAGCUUAUAGGUAUAUCACAGAGGGACUACACUCAAUACUACGAUCAUAUCUCUAAGCAACAUGAGGAGAUCUGUAAAUCAAUACAGGAGUUUUUCAAGAAACAUGUACAGUAUAAAUUCUUGGAUGAAGACUUUGUUUUUGAUGUGUACAGAGACAGCAGGGGUAAGAUUUGGUUAAUAGAUUUUAACCCAUUUGGUGAAGUUACAGACUCCCUGCUGUUUACGUGGGAAGAACUGACCUCUGGGAAAAACUUGAAAGGAGACGAGGGUGAAGGGGAAGCAACAGAACAGGACUAUCCGGUUUUCCGUUGUACCAACAGUAACGUUACUGUUCAGCCUAGUCCAUACCUGAGUUACCGACUGCCGAAAGAUUUUGUGGACCUUUCUACAGGAGAGGAUGUUCACAAAUUAAUUGACUUUCUUAAACUGAAAAGAAAUCAGCAAGAAGAUGACUGA
Messenger RNA from Fulmarus glacialis (Northern fulmar), 571 nucleotides. RefSeq names its product cell division cycle 123 (gene CDC123). The transcript has 7 exons. The record is from RefSeq and is a predicted model, not a curated record. Gene Ontology annotation, cellular component: cytoplasm. Lineage: Eukaryota; Metazoa; Chordata; Aves; Procellariiformes; Procellariidae. The annotation marks the transcript as partial.